AUGGCCCCGGGAUGUGCCAGUUGUUUCUCCACGCGAUUGCGAGCGCCGCGAUCCUCCGAGCGCCGCGAGCGCGGUGAGUCGGACUCGGAGCCCGACGGACCGGAGACGAAGAUGCGGCAUCUUCCCGAGCGCCGUGGAGCGAGAUCCGUGCGGACGCCGAAAACGGAGCGAGACCGGGUGACGGAGCGCGGAGCACUGAGCGCGGUGACCGUGAGCUCUUCCCCGGUGCCCUCCACGAAAAGUGGGUCAAGCGCAUUAGCCUCACCUGUGACGGUGGAUGAGCCACUUCUCAGUGACCCUGACUUUGCGGUUUUUCCCAAGAGUGUGCAGGUGGCACGUCUUCCCCUGGUUAUAUUUGAUGAUGAGGUGGAAGAACAAAGGAUUUGGGAAGAAGGCUCUGUAAACAAUGGAGUUGUGAGCCAUGGGCCUGGGCCUCCUGAUAUCAAGGUCAAGAAUCCGGUGGUGAUGUCAAACGCCUUCAAGGGCUUUGUCGUCCAACCAUAUGAGUUGCGAUAUCUUCACUACCGGAAUGUUGGCAUUGUUUUCGCACGCCCCCCCGGUGGGCGCUUCAUGCAACCCAGCAUCGAUACGGUUCUCGUGUGCAGAGGCUUGGUGGACUGUUUGCAAAGCUUCAAGACAGUGACGCGAUUGAUCGAUGUUGGAUCUGGUUCUGGCUUCAUUGGGAAGUUUGCAGGGCAUUAUGCCCAGGGUCCUUCCGAACUGGAAGUGACACUAGUGGACAUCGACCCGACAGCCAUCAGUUAUUACAAGAACCGGACCUUCAAUUCGGAGAGUGCCACCAUGACAGGCAGGCCAAUUGAUUGGAAAUUCUGUGCGGAAGAUGCUGUGAGCUUGCUAGACCAUGACUCGGCCUUUGACCUUAUUGUGUCCAACCCACCUUACAUCCCUACCAAAUCUGAAGCCUCUGGUAGCUUGUCACCACUCUCUGGUGGCUUUUGGGAAGGUGUUGGUUUGGUGGUGUAUUUGUUGAAACUCAUCUCUCAGCGUGCUGCCUCGGGCGCGCGGCUGGUGUUGAUGAUCACAUCAUUGACAUUGAAGGCACCAGCGAUCCUCGAGGCUCUAGAGACUGUAGUGAAGAAGGGCUGCCGCAUGAAGAUCUUGUUGGAAAGAGAGAUCGCAUGGAAGGCGUGGUAUGCCGGGCCACAUUCAUUAGAUCACUUGCUUGCUACUGAGAAGGAGUCUCGCUACCCCCACCAAGUGGCGGGCUGCGAGUUUUUCAUCGGGGCGACAGCACCAGGCAGCAGCCGCACUGGCAAGGAUGGUCGGGAUCAGAUGUUCGGCUACCAUUGGCAUGUUGCUUACGUCCUUGAAAUUCAGGCAUGUUGAAACAGCUCCAUGUUCUUUUGGGCGUGUGAUGCACGCAGUAAAAAAUAAACGCCAAAUGGAUCAGUAGUGCACGUGCAAAAUUUGGGAAGCACCCAGAAGAGUAGGACCCGGGUAGGACCCUGGACUGUGAAAUUCCGUGAACAGGACAUCUCCAAGACCUUGUCUUGGAUGUCGUUUCACAGCUCCAAGACACAGCUCCGUGUGCAGCCGCAACCCACAGAUCUUCAGCAACAUGGCUUUUCAGAGUUGCAGACACAACUUUCGAGUGCUGUAGUUGGUCAUUGCUAUAUCUUUGUUUUUUCUGGGUUGCUAUUUGAAAGGCUGCGUUUCAUAGGGCACCACGAAGAACAUGCUUGUGUCCUGGAAGGCCAACGUUUUAGCAGUUCUGGCUCAACUUUUGGAAUGCCUGGCACACUUCGCUUCAUUUUCAUCAGGCAUAGUUGAGCUUCGAGCUGGAUAUUUUGAGCUCGUGCAUUUGGGGGAAAGA
Messenger RNA from Durusdinium trenchii, 1834 nucleotides. Lineage: Eukaryota; Dinophyceae; Suessiales; Symbiodiniaceae. The record is from the annotation of a GenBank genome assembly.